GUUUAGGUAUGUUGUAAUGGAAAUGCUCUUCCGAGUUUGAAAGUUGGUAAUGUGGAGCCAAAGAAAAGGCCCUUAAUCGAAACAAAAUAUGGAUUUGAGGGCUCCGUGAAAUUUGUCCUUUUGGAUUACAGAAAUGAGGAUCGUCCUUCUCUGUAUACACUUGUUAUUUAAUAAUCCCCAUUCAAACAACAAUACCAUUCCAGCUUUUACCCAAAUCCGCCAUUUCCGCCUGAGUCGAAGCUUCUCUUAAUGGCCUUCUUUACUUUCACCAUCCACACUCUUCUCUUCCUAUUCCUAUUUUGCUUUCCCUUCUUUUCUGGUGCGAACUGCGGAGUUCAAACCGACGCCAUUGUCGGCUCCUCCCAGCAUUUCGUGCCAUUUCCUAAAACCUCCCAUUUCAAAUAUGGGUUUCAAAGGAUUCUUCUCAGCGUCGCCUUAGGGGUCGUCACUGGACUCACUGCCGCUUUUCUCUCUGUUUUGUUCAUUCGCAGCCUUCUGGAUUACCUAAACAGAACCCCACUUCUCGAAGGACCCCUAAUUUUUUGCCCAAAAAUCGACGCCCAUGCUCUUCAAUCAGCGCUGCUGAACCAAACCCAGUUGUUGGGUUCGAGUUCCAGCCCAAAUGGGAAGUGCUACAGGGCGAUUCUCGCGAAUGGGUUCACGGUGACUGUGAAGAGGCUCGAACCCAUUCAAUGUGGAAGGAGGGAGACACGGCGGCGGAUGCAGCAGCAGAUGGCGGUGCUGGGUGGUUUGAAGCAUCGGAAUGUGAUGAGUUUAAGGGCUUACGUCAGCGAAAUAGGAAGCUGCUGCUUGGUUUAUGACUUUGUGGCUACUGGGUCUCUUGAGGAUGCAAUGAGGAAAGUGAGAGAGAAUCAACUGGAACUCAAAUGGGAAGUUCGGCUGCGAAUUGCCGUUGGGAUUGCUAGAGGGCUUCAGUUUCUUCAUUUUGAAUGCAACCCUCGAAUUCUUCACUGCAAUUUGAAGCCUUCAAAUGUGCUGUUGGAUGCAGAGUUCGAACCAAGAUUGGCUGAUUUUGGGUUAACAAAUCUCAUCCCUGAUUUUCAUACUCCAGCUUCUUUGUACACUGCUCCCGAGUGUCUUAACAACUCCAGGUUUACUGACAAAAGUGACAUCUAUAGCUUUGGGGUUAUACUGAGAGUUCUGUUAACCGGUAGAGAUCCAUCGGAGACUGAGCAGGCAUCGUCAGAUAGAGGGGAUGGCAGUGGCAGUGGCAGUGGGGGAAGUUUAGGGCGGUGGCUUGAGCAAUCAGUGGAGCCACGAGAAGUUCUAGAUAAAAGCAUUAGAGGAGAAGGAAUGGAAGAAGAAGAAGAAGAGAUGGUGUUGGCAUUGAGAAUUGCUGGUGUGUGCACAUCAGAAUUGGCUGAGGACAGACCUUGCAGCGAUGAAUUACUUGUGAUGUUGACUCAAUUACAGAGCUUUUAAAGUAGUUGUAAGCAUAUUCUCCGGCCACCAUUGAUUGCAGAUAAAGUUGAUGGAAAGAAAGAAGAAAAGGGGAGGGGCCAAACUGCAAAGGCAAGGUCUUUAAGGGGGGUGGCAUUAAUUUGAGUUUGUCCUUGUACUCAAAACUCAUACCCUUAUGUGGGACCCCAAGCCCAACCAAACAUGCUCCAUAAUAGCAGCAGCUCAGCCAUACUCUGACCAAAAAAUGUGUCUUACCUAUCGCCUGUCUCACAUACUGCACCUCCCUAACAAUGCCUUCGUCAUUAUAGAACUUUUCUUUUUCUUGGACAGUCUUUUAGUAAUACUUAAGGAUGAAAAACCAAAUGUUUGUCAUAAUAUUGUUUCUUUUCUGCAAUUGACAUGCAAGUUAAAAUUU
Molecule: messenger RNA, 1837 nt
Organism: Benincasa hispida (wax gourd)
Lineage: Eukaryota; Viridiplantae; Streptophyta; Magnoliopsida; Cucurbitales; Cucurbitaceae
Product: inactive leucine-rich repeat receptor-like protein kinase CORYNE
Biological process (GO): protein phosphorylation
Cellular component (GO): membrane
Molecular function (GO): ATP binding; protein kinase activity
Source: RefSeq, a predicted model, not a curated record